Molecule: messenger RNA, 2730 nt
Organism: Eupeodes corollae
Lineage: Eukaryota; Metazoa; Arthropoda; Insecta; Diptera; Syrphidae
Exons: 2
Coding region: 1-2730 (909 amino acids)
Source: RefSeq, a predicted model, not a curated record
AUGAAAUACAUAAGCCCCUUCUCCAUGGCCGCCGACACUGCCGCUGCCGCUGCAGCCACCGCCGCGUUGCAUCCGAAACGCAGCAGCAGUGCAUCAGCAUCAGAAAAAGCAUCAGCAUAUCCAGUAUCCAGCAGCAGCUAUGAUCAUCAUGCUUCAGUGUGCAGCAGCACAAAUCGAUGCUACAAGUGCGGACUCAAACAUCAUACCUUAUUACAUAUUGAGUCUCAAAAUAAUUAUCAACCAACUAAAUCAUUAAACACAUACCAAGCAAAUGCAUCUCAGUCGAAACAAAAUGUACAAUCCUCAAAUAAUGAACCUCAACCACACUGCUCUAAUACAGAGCCAAUAAACUAUAAAACGCAUUUAAAUCAAAUGCAAUCACAAUCCUUAUUGGCUACUGCCCUUGUUAAAGUUUUCAAACCAAAUGGAGCUCAACUUAUUUUAAGGGCUCUUAUAGACCCAGGAUCUCAAGCUACAUUCAUAACCGAAGAUGCAGCUCAGAUCUUAAAACUUAAAAAACAUAAAACACAUGCGAUUGUUAAAGGACUAGGAAAUACUGAAACUGGUACAUCAAAAUAUGAAGUCAAUUUUAAGUUAUUCUCAGUACAUGAUUCUGAUUUCUCUGUAGAUGUUAGGGCUCUAGUAUUCAAUAACUUAACCACUACAUUGCCCACUCAGAAAUUUGAUGCAUCUAACUUCAAUCAUGUAUCAAACCUGUUACUUGCUGAUCCAACUUACAAUACACCCCGAAAGGUUGAUCUUUUAAUAGGUGCCGAUGUGUAUUCGACAAUAAUUUUGGAUGGCGUAGUCAAGGGAAGUACAGGAACACCUGUAGCCCAGUUGACCGAAUUAGGGUGGAUCUUAACUGGAAACAUUCACACACAAAAAAUUCCAAUAACUAUCCAAAGUCAUCAUACACAAUUGGAUGUCCAACUUGCUAAGUUUUGGGAAAUUGAAGAAAAUCUUGAUGAGAGAAAAUGGACUGAAGAUGAGAUUAUGUGCGAAAAACAUUUUAAGGAUACAUGCAAGAGAAGAUUAGAUGGUAGAUAUGAGGUACACCUUCCAUUCAAAAACAACAAAAGGCCAGUCUUAGGUAAUUCCAAACGAGCUGCAUUAGCAAGAUUUCUACAAAUUGAAAAACGAAUGAAAGCAGAUAGUAACUUUAAAAAACUUUAUGUAGAUUGCAUGAAUGAGUACCUUACCUUAGGUCACAUGAAAGAAGUGAAAGUUGAGGAUGAACUAGGUCCAAACUAUUUUUAUUAUCUUCCACAUCAUGCGGUUCUGAAAGAAUCAAGUACUACAACCAAACUACGGGUAGUAUUUGAUGGUUCUUGCAAAUCAUCAAAUGGACUUUCAUUAAAUGAAUGUCUUAUGGUAGGCCCACGCCUCCAACUCGAUAUAAUUGAUCUGGUGGCAAGAUGGAGGAAAUUUAAAAUUGCUCUUGUUGCAGAUAUAAGCAAAAUGUAUCGUCAAAUUUGGGUGGCUCAAGAAGACACACCAUAUCAAAUGAUCUUAUGGAGAUCAUCCCCAAAUGAAUCCAUAAAAUGUUAUUGUUUAAAUACAGUUACCUUUGGAACUGCUUCUGCUCCCUUCUUAGCUGUACGAACAUUACAAAGGUUAGCUGAAGAUAUUGAAUAUAAUUAUCCUCAUGUAGCAAAGGCAAUCAUGGAUGGUUUUUUUGUCGAUGAUCUUAUAUAUGGAUCAGAUAAUGAAGUUGAAGCCAUUAGAUUGCAAAAGGAUAUCGUUUCAAAUUUACAAGCAGCAGGGUUUCCUCUCAGAAAAUGGGCAAGCAACUCACAAAGAGUUAUGGAGGGAAUUCCUGAAAAUUAUAGAGAGAUUAAUCUUCCUCUUGAUUUAAAAUCAACAGAUGCCAUAAAAACAUUGGGGAUUCAAUGGCAUCCUAGUAUGGACUACUUUAGCUUUAAAAUAAACUUACCUGAAACUUCAAAAUUAUCAAAGCGAUCAGUUUUAGCCGAUAUCGCUCGCCUGUUCGAUCCAUUGGGAUUGAUUUCUCCUUGCAUUGUCAAGGCAAAACUUAUACUCCAACAACUUUGGACUAGAAAUUUGGCUUGGGAUACACCUUUACCACAAGAUAUAGAAAAGUCUUGGACAGAUCUUCGCAGUACCCUGCCAAAAAUUUCACAAAUACAAAUACCACGUUGGAUUGAUUAUGAAAUCUCGUCCGAGGUGGAGCUGCAUGGCUUUAGCGAUGCUUCAGAAAAAGCUUAUGCAGCAGUCAUCUAUAUACGUGUCAUACAAAAUAACAUUGAAAAAAUACACUUAAUAGCAUCUAAAACAAGAGUUGCUCCAGUAAAAUGCAUUUCUUUACCACGCCUUGAACUUUGUGCAGCAUUACUCCUGUCUAAACUAAUAUUCAGAAUUAUUAAAGCCAUGCAAUUUGAAAACAUUAAAACAUAUGCAUGGACCGACUCUAUGAUUACUUUAGCAUGGAUAAAAGGAAGCCCAACCACGCGCACCACCUUCGUUGCUAAUCGAAUAAGCGAAAUUCAAAGUUUAACUAACAUCGAAUCCUGGUAUCAUGUAAACACAAAACAGAAUCCUGCAGAUUUUGGUUCGCGAGGAUUAACAACUGAAGAGCUCAUUAACAAUGAAACUUUAAUCCGCAAGAUUAUUCAUCAAAAACUACUUUUGAAACACAACAAGAAACUAAAAAGGAAAGCAAAAUCAAUACAAAAACAUUAUACAAUAAGAAUUUUGCAACACUAUUAA